GUGACAUGAGAGUGUCUCCAAGGUAUCGAUAGAUUACCGAGGCCCCAAUGCUAAAAGAAAGACCGACACAGCUACUAGCUGCAUUUCGUCAAGAACAUGGCGAGCAUUUCCAAAAUUCCAAGUUCGCCGUUCGGGAACCCACGAAUAUAAAGCCGCGAGUUUCUGGGAAGGAAUCACAUAACACUACCACGGGGUUAGACGCGGAGCCAUAUCUGCAGGAUCCAGAUUUGACCCCUAGAGCCGAAGGCACGCAAAUGAUAUGGACUCAGGAUGGAGCGCCAUCGACGGCGGACACCGCCUUCAAGUCACCAGUACUUCCGCUCUGUAUCUACUUUCGCCUCUACAAGCAGGAGGGGUAUCGCGGGGAUGAAGACAUUUUCCGCGCCGUGUACCUCCGAGAGCGGACCGCUGAACAGUUCGUCAGAGGAGUUUGCGAAAAGUCUACGAUUGAUAGUACCCGUGUAAGGGAAUUAGUAUUUCCCGAUACCGAAGGCAUUGUUAGCAGGACAAAUGACGAGGUAUUGCGGGAAAUGCCAAAUGGGCUCCCCUUGGAAAUUGGAUUCGUACCCCGGUCUGGAGGCUCCCCAGAUACGGAUAGCGCUGUCGGCAACCUAACAAUGCGAGUAUUCUGGCUCUAGAACACGACUCUGGUGCGCUUUUUUCUCGAAUUUCUGCUUUACCAACAGGAAGGGCUGCUAUUGUCCAUGAUGGGCUGCGAGAAGCGGUGCACACUCUUCGCGACAUAUGAUACCAUCCGUAAAUCACUGCAAUUAGCACUGUAUAUUAAAAACUUGCAUUGCACUAUCACAGACCAGUAGUCUCAGCAUAUAGCGUCCGACAAAAUACUGCGUUGUCGCCUGAUAGACCGGUCGAAACCGCGGGAGAUCUAGCGAUAUCGAAUAAUCGCA
This is a messenger RNA of Penicillium brasilianum, 908 nucleotides long. The record is from the annotation of a GenBank genome assembly. NCBI's taxonomy places the organism in Eukaryota, Fungi, Ascomycota, Eurotiomycetes, Eurotiales, Aspergillaceae.